Drosophila serrata is the source of this 2317-nucleotide messenger RNA. RefSeq lists its product as uncharacterized. Gene Ontology annotation, molecular function: zinc ion binding. The record is from RefSeq and is a predicted model, not a curated record. Gene Ontology annotation, cellular component: nucleus. Lineage: Eukaryota; Metazoa; Arthropoda; Insecta; Diptera; Drosophilidae.
GAUCCGGCAACGCCAGCGCCAACAACUCAGCAACGAAUCAAAAACAGCUGCGCUGUUUGCAUUUAACGCGAUUUGUGUCUUCAUUUUAUGAGAUGAUAUGCCGACUCUGUCUGGAGGAUGCUGAGCACGGUGUGCCCAUUUUCGGGCAGGAGGCGGCGGCCAUGCAACCGGCUCUCCUGAUCGAGCGGCACCUGCAGCUGGUGUUGGCGGCCAACGAUGCGGUGUCCACUAGCCUGUGCAACCGAUGCUGGCAACAGUUGGGCGACAUCGAGCACUUCUGCGCCAUGGUGGCGGAAAAGCAGCGCUCCCUGCACCGCUCCCUGCAGCUGAAGACGGAGAUGCCCGAGCUGCCGGAGCUGGCCGACCCGGAGCCGGAGCCUGCCAUGGUAGUGUGGAAUACGGAGACGCCUAUGGAGCCAAAGCUUGGUUUCGAUGGCGACGAUAUUAAGGAUCAUAUACUCUGUGAACCGGUCAUCGAUGCAAUGUCCGCUGGCGACGACAAGGACAGUGAUUAUGGCGACACCUUUGAACCGGAUUUUGAGCCUUCGGGCUAUCAGUCCGAGGGCGAACUAGAGCCCAAGCCAGAUCCGGUGAAGCCACGGCGCAGGGGCAGGCCGCGAAAGACACCGCUGCAGCAGACACAGCAGAUCAUCAAGCGGAAGUACGAGAAGCGGAAGCAGCCCAAGCCCAAGAUUUCCAGCGAGCUGUCACUGCGCGAAUCGCGGGCACGUCUGAGGGAAUUGAAGCGCACCAGCACCGGUGGCAGCCUUGAUGCCAACGAUACCGACGACGGUGAGGAUGAAGAUGAGGACGAGGAGGAGGAGAAGGAGAUGAUGCCGACGGAUGUCGAAGGUGUCGAGAAGGCCAAACCCAGUGGCGGCAAACGUGGUAGACCGAAGAUCAAAAAGGAACCGGGCGACGAUGAUAACGAUCCCUCAGACCCGCCCGUCAAGCGUAGCAGCAUCAAGGAAAUGGACGACUAUAUAGCCGCCAAUGUGAAGCUGGACUGUGCCCUGUGCGCCGCACCGCUGGAGGACUUUAACGAUCUCAAGCGCCACUUCCGCGUGGAGCAUGACUGCACCGGUUUCGUCAAGUGUUGCAACAAUCGAUACAAGAAGCGGACACUGUAUGUGGACCACCUGCACUGCCACAAGGAUCCGCAGUACUUUAGCUGCCAGAGCUGCCGCAAGAACUUCCUCAAUCGGAAUAGCCAGGUGAUGCACAUGCUGCGCUUCCAUUCGCAGCAACAGGAGCUGGUCCAUCAGUGUGCCAUCUGUGAGGCGCGUUUCGCCAAGAAAUUCCUGCUGACCAUGCAUCUCAAGGGCCACAAGGGCACUGAGCGGCCCGAAGUGUGCGAGGAUUGCGGCAAGACAUUCCGCACCAAAUUCGAACUGAGCGCCCAUGUUAAGCGUAUGCAUGCUGCUGACUUUACGCCCAUCAUUUGUGACAUCUGUGGAACGCAUUUCCGCUCGAAGGCCAAUUUCCUGAUACACAAGAAGGCUCUGCAUCCGGACGGGCCCGUGGCGGAGGUGCAGUGUACCCUGUGCGGCCGCUGGCUGCGGGACGAGCGGAGCCUGCGCAAGCAUCUUGCACGCCACGAUGAUCGCGACGGCGACACUAAGUACCGAUGCCUGCUCUGCAAUGCAGAGAAGUCAUCCCGUGCCGCACUCAGCAGCCACAUGCGGUACCAUCACUCCGCCAAGCGGCACAAGUGCAGCCUUUGCGACAAGGAGUUUAAGCUGCCGCGAGCCCUGGCCGAACACAUGGCCACCCAUACGGGCAUCGAUCUAUACCAGUGCCAGUUCUGUACGCGCACCUUUAAAUCGCAUGCCAAUAUGCAUAACCACAAGAAGAAGAUGCAUCCAAAUGAGUGGGUGCGCAAGUACUCACAGCCCAGCAGCAGCAUUGCGAACAGCAACAUUAAUACCACCACCACCACAUCCUCAGCCCUGGCUAGUCUGCCUCCGCCACAAGCCCAGCAGCAGUCACAGCAGCAGCAGCAGCAACAGCAGCUACCUCCUCCGUUGUCAGCACCACAGACGACUCUGGCGACGACAACGACGACGACGGGAGGUGGUGUCCAAAUGCUACCCGGCAUGGGUGCACCAUUGACCAUUGUACCCAAGACUCUCAUCGAGAUACCCGAUCCCGAGGGCUUUGACUUUGCCAGCAACAGCUCCGUAUGCCCCACACCAGACUGAAUAUGUGUGUGCUUGAGCGCGAGAGAGAGAGAGAGUGAGUGCGUGUGUGUGUAUCCAUUCCCUGGCCGGGAUUUAUGUAUAAAAUCGUACAAAUAAAUUUGAGUAAUUAAACUGUA